AUGAAACAUUUUACAAAAUUGUUUCUGGCCCUAGCCACUGGCCUUUAUUACUUGUGCCAUUGCUACAACAAACAAGAUCACACCAAAAACGUUGUUCAGGCCCUCCUUGUGAGAGUCGCCCGUGUGGCCCGGUCUUGCUGUCCCAGCUGGCCCAGGUUAGUUGCCUUUGCUUUGAACCGGCAGCUAUGCUGUUACCAUGAUGGCAUAGAAUACCUGGAUAGUGAGGUGUUCAGUCUGAAGCAGAACCCCGGUAUUCAGUGUGUCUGUAAGCAAGGCAACACCACAUGCAGUAAGCGUCUGUGUCCAGUGCUCAACUGUCCUGAGGAGAAGAUCUACUUCGAUGGCACUGACAAAUGUCCCAAAUGUAAAGGUCAGAGAAUGGUGUUCGACACUCCAAGGUCUUGCUUUUUUGCGAAGCGAGUGUUCGCCAGCGGGGAGAGACACGUUCUGGACAAUUGCACAUCUUGUGUUUGUGUGCAAGGGACAAUGAUAUGUGAUCGGCAGCAAUGUCCUGAACUUGCUUGUUCUCCGAAAGAUCAAAUUAUCAUGACUGGCAUGUGUUGUCCUACCUGCAAGAAAAGACUGUCUUGUCCUGUGGCAAAUGAAACCAUGAAGCAUGAGCAGACUUGGCAGCGAGACAAAUGUACCACGUGCACGUGCAGGGACGGUGCUGUACGGUGCGCCCCCAAAUGGUGCCCACACACAAGUAUCUGCCCAGAUGAUUACAGGCUACGCUAUAGAGAACACCACUGCUGUCCUGUGUGUACGAGAAGUAAGUUCACAGAUCACUAUGACGGUAUCUGCACACUUCAUGGACAAAGAUCGGAUGUGAUCGGCACGUUUGAUGGGAAAACUUACAACAUAGACGGCUUCUGUACUCACGACCUAAUUAGAGACUGCGCUCAUGGCCAUUUGACGGUCAAGGUCAAAUACAAAACAAAAAGUGGAGUUCAAAAACACAUCGAUAUUGUCACUAUACGAUUCGGCUCCACCAGCAUCAAGUUGUACAAAAGUUCAGAAAUUCGAAUAAACAGAACAAAUCUGUUUUCGAAUCACUUUAAUUCAAACAAUUUUUCUCUCAAGAUUCAACCAUCUCAGAUUAUUGUGAAAGUAAAGGCCGGAAUACAUGUCAACUGGAAUUUAAACGAUCGUUUAAGCAUCAAGAUCAGCGGAAGUUACUUCCAGACCGGAAGCUUGUGUGGUUUGUGCGGGGACUUCGACGGCGACGAGAGCAACGAUCUUGUGAAUAAGAAAGGUCAUAUGGUGGAAGAUGCCAGCCUGAUGGCUUUCACUUGGGUGCGAGGGAAGCUGUGCAAGCAGCACUUACCGGAGACUGAUCGGGGUUCUUCCGUUGGAAAAAAACAUUUCUCAAUCCGCUAUCCCUAUCACAAAAGUAGACUCGCUGUCAAGUUUGGACAUCAGAAGCAGAUUGAUUUGUUGGGCUUUUCACAAGCAGGACCCAGCAAAACCUCCCGACAAUUUGAAGGAGGCAGACUUAACAACAACCUUAACAACACCAAUGAUACAAGUUUGAAUUACACUUCAUCCCUGAAUGAUUCAUCCGCACUGGAAGACAGUAGUCCACCUGCCAUAUCCAACUUUUCAGAGGUCAACAUGGACAACGGAGAAACACAUUUUUCUGUGGAUAUUGAAAGCGAUAUUGAAAACAAUAUUACAGAACGAACGGUUGCGGCAGAGUACAACACGAGCGCUGAAGAUAAAACAACACUUUAUCCAACAGCAUGUUACAUUAAUUCCUUAGAGUGGAUGAAAGCACGCGAUAAAUGCCACAGGAUCAGUAGCUUGCAGCUGAACAAUUGUAGCAGUGGCUUCCACAAUGCCGACUUUAUAAGGUAA
This is a messenger RNA of Candidula unifasciata, 1857 nucleotides long. NCBI's taxonomy places the organism in Eukaryota, Metazoa, Mollusca, Gastropoda, Stylommatophora, Geomitridae. The record is from the annotation of a GenBank genome assembly.